AUGCUCGCCUCCGGCCUCUCCCAGAUGCACGGCCAGGUGCUCCCCGCCUUCCUGCUCUGCAGCACACUGCUGGUCAUCAAGAUGUACGUGGUCGCGAUCAUCACCGGCCAAGUGCGGCUGCGGAAGAAGGCCUUUGCUAACCCCGAAGAUGCCCUUCGACGUGGAGGCCUCCAGUACCAUAGGACCGACCCCGACGUGGAGCGCUGCCUCAGGGCCCACCGGAAUGACAUGGAGACCAUCUACCCCUUCCUGUUCCUGGGCCUUGUCUACUCCUUCAUGGGCCCCAGCCCCUUCGUUGCCCAUAUACACUUCCUCUUGGUCUUCGUGGGCCGCAUACUUCACACUGUGGCCUACCUGGGGAAGCUGCGGGCUCCCACCCGCUCCUUGUCCUACACCCUGGCCCAGCUGCCCUGCUUCUCCAUGGCCCUGCAGAUCAUCUGGGAAGUGGCCCACCACCUGUGA
Molecule: messenger RNA, 462 nt
Organism: Elephantulus edwardii (Cape elephant shrew)
Lineage: Eukaryota; Metazoa; Chordata; Mammalia; Macroscelidea; Macroscelididae
Gene: PTGES
Product: prostaglandin E synthase
Exons: 3
Coding region: 1-462 (153 amino acids)
Biological process (GO): prostaglandin biosynthetic process
Cellular component (GO): membrane
Molecular function (GO): prostaglandin-E synthase activity
Source: RefSeq, a predicted model, not a curated record